AUGGCUUCUGAGGAUGAGGCAGCGUACAUGCCGAAAGACGCCGUCGGUCUUGCAAUUGAAGCAACAUUGAUCACUGGGGCAGCUGGACUUGCAGUCGCUGCGAUUCAAAAUACUCUUACAAAGCAAAAUGUAUCAGGCUGGGGAGUUCUUACGCGGGGUGGGGGAAUAAUUGCAAUCUUUGCUGCAUCGGGAGGAACCUAUGGAUUCGCAAAAGCCGCGGCUGCGAACCUUCGGGAGAAAGAUGACAGCUGGAACCCUGCUAUUGGUGGCUUUCUGUCAGUCCGAACAUUUCCCGCUGUCUUGGGUUUCGGUGCUAGUCUGGCAAUCGUGCAAGGUGCUUUUGACUAUACUGGUGGAAAGUUUUCAGGCUACGACAAGGAUCCAAACGUCGACGAGUAUGAGCGAAAGGAGGCAUUAAAGAAGAACAGGAGGAGACCCAUACAAGAAACGCUAGAAGAAUUGGGCGAGGGCAGAGGUGAGGCACCUGCGUAUAUGGUCCCGGCUACCGAGAAAGACGAGCCGAGAGAAUUAAGCAGAAUUACGGUUUAG
This is a messenger RNA of Letharia lupina, 549 nucleotides long. RefSeq lists its product as uncharacterized. The record is from RefSeq and is a predicted model, not a curated record. NCBI's taxonomy places the organism in Eukaryota, Fungi, Ascomycota, Lecanoromycetes, Lecanorales, Parmeliaceae. Bases 1 to 549 code for a protein of 182 amino acids. Gene Ontology annotation, biological process: mitochondrial respiratory chain complex I assembly. The transcript is spliced from 4 exons.